CCCGCGGGGAACGACGUGAACUGCAGCGACGGCUCAAAGCCCGGAUGGAGCAGCCAUUGGGGAAGUGUACAGGGCUUUAACGUAACCGAGGAGGGCUCUCUCUCUCUCUGUGGAAUAAUAAAGACAAAGUAAAAGGCGGCCGAGGAUAGAAAAUACUCAAGAUCCGAAAGAUCCACUCGGCGACACACAUAGCGUUAACUUGAAAACCCCGGUACCCAGGACUUGAAUCUUUUUCGGGGGCAGACUAUCCGAAGGCGACAGACUUGAACUGUGGAAGUUGGGAUACGUGCACACAGCGGAAAAUAUACAGCUGAGCCUGCGCUACAACUACUAGCCUUACACGCUAAAGCGGCAAGCACAACUUAGCCACACAGCUAACUGUUAACUGAGAUCUGAACUUUGCUGCUGCUUUUUUUUUCUUCCCCCCCUUUCUUCCUAAAUCACGGGGGCUUGAAAUCCAGUCACAAGCCCAGGCUCUGUGAGAAUCCAGGGACUUGCUUAAUGAAUUAUGUCUGCCACAAGCAUUGACCCUCAGAGAUCAAAGGGACAAGCAUCUAAAGUGCAAAAUGGUUCACUACAUCAGAAGGAGACUGUCCAUGACAAUGACUUUGAGCCAUACCUCACUGGUCAAUCCACUCAGAACAACAGCUACCAGUCCAUCACCGACCCCUACCUGUCCAGCUACUACGCCCCAUCCAUUGGAUUUCCGUAUCCCCUCAGUGAGGCUCCCUGGUCUACAGGUGGGGACCCCCCGAUUCCAUACCUGACCCCCUAUGGACCCUUGAGUAAUGGAGAUCAUCACUAUAUGCCAGACACGGUGUUUGGCCAGCCGGGGGGUCUGGGAAGCAGCAUCUACCCCCACAGGUUUAACUUUUUCCCUGAAAACCCUGCCUUCUCUGCUUGGGGCACGAGUGGCUCCCAGGGCCAGCAGACUCAAAGUUCGGCCUACGGUGGUAGCUACAGCUAUCCUCCCAGCUCCCUGGGGGGCACCCUGGUGCCUGAUGGUCAGACGGGCUUUCACAGUGACACCCUCAACAAAGCCCCCGGUAUGAACAGCCUGGAGCAGGGUAUGGUUGGCUUGAAGAUUGGAGGGGAUGUCACUGGCCAGGGGUCAGGAGUCAAGGCUGUGGGAUCUGUGAUUGGUGGACCUGCAGUGGCAGCGGCAGGGAAUGGAGCCACGCCUAUUGGAAUGCCUCCACCCAAACCCACCUCCUGGGCUGCCAUUGCCAGCAAGCCCGCCAAACCGCAGCAGUUGAAAGCUAAGGUGAAACCGGGAAUGCCCAAUCCAGGGGGAGCUCUUCCCCCGCCACCCAUCAAACACAACAUGAACAUUGGGACCUGGGAUAAGGGCCCAGUGACUAAAGUAGCCACAGCUCCACUGCAGCAACAGCAGCAGCCUCUUGGUCUGCCGCUUGGAUUGCCACCUCAAGGCCCCAUGCAGCAAGGACCCAUGCAGCCUCCCCCUCCCCAGUCUUUGGUGCAGCCCCAGAUGCAGCCUAUGGCCUUACAGCCCCAGCCCCCCCAUCACCAGCACCAUCAGCCACCGCCUCAGCCCUACCAAAACCACACCCAGCCCCCACAACCCCAGACCCGCUGGGUUGCCCCACGCAACCGCAACCAAGGCUACGGGCAGGGUGGCCCCGGCCAAGACGGUAGUGGUAUGAUGGGUAUGGUUGGUAGUGGGAACAGUGGACCCCAAACUUCUGCCAGCCAGGGACCUGGUGCAGAGUCCCACCCAGUGCUGGACAAGCUGCGUGCCUCCCAUAGCUACAACCCCAAGGACUUUGAAUGGAACCUGAAGAACGGUCGCGUUUUCAUCAUUAAGAGCUACUCCGAGGACGAUAUCCAUCGCUCCAUCAAGUACUCCAUCUGGUGCAGCACGGAGCAUGGCAACAAGCGGCUGGACUCGGCCUUCCGGGCCAUGAAUGGUAAAGGCCCUGUGUACCUGCUGUUCAGUGUCAACGGCAGUGGUCAUUUCUGCGGUGUGGCAGAGAUGCGUUCACCAGUGGACUAUGGCACCAGUGCUGGUGUUUGGGCACAGGACAAGUGGAAGGGCAAGUUUGACGUGGACUGGUUGUUUGUUAAGGACGUGCCUAAUAGCCAGCUGCGCCACAUCCGUCUGGAGAACAAUGACAACAAGCCAGUGACCAACUCCCGCGACACCCAGGAGGUUCCUCUGGAGAAGGCCAAGCAGGUGCUCAAGAUCAUCGCCACCUACAAACACACCACCUCCAUCUUUGAUGACUUCUCCCAUUAUGAGAAGAGGCAGGAAGAAGAGGAGGAGGUGCGCAAGGUAGACUUUUGAACCUCCUCAGAUACAGAACCGCUCUCGGUUAGAUCAGGAGCGCCAAAACAGGAAUAAACAAUAGAAGACAUUUAUCCUUGGCUUGAUCAACAGUUACACUAGGACUUUUGAUUUAAGAGACAGAAGAAUAUGAAAAUGCAACCAAGCCCUUCAUUUUUUUCUAUUUAAUCCCAGUGAAUCUCUGCCAUUGUCGAGACUUGUGCUUAUUUUUUAAUUUUAUUUUUUGUUUUGCCCCAUGUACCACCCACUUCUUGUGCAGGGAUAACGAGCUGAUUUAAUGUAUUACCUAGCCACCACCACACUCUUUAGUUCGGGUUAUUAUUUUUUUAGAUAUUUUUCUUCCCGUUCCAUCUCGUACUCUUCUCUCAUCAGACUGGUUUUCUCUCUCCUGCCCCCAGCCCCUUCCUCCUCCUCUUUCCAAUUGAAUCAGGGUUUGACUGCACCAUGGAGGAAAAAGAAAAAUCUGCCACUUUAUAUUUCAGUACAAUCAGGACCGGAUGUGUCCUGCCCCUAUUUGUCCAUUUGGGGGCAACAUUGCCAUGCUUCAGAGGUUUAACUGUGCCAACAGGGUUGGAGGAUCCCAAAGGCAAUGUCGGACUUGGAGCUGUGCGAUAAUAAAACUUCAGUGGUUUAUCUAUUUUUCAUUCAGAUCGACAAAAUCUCUAUUUUUUGGCUUACUACUGACAAUUUUCAUUUCAGAAAACCUGUUUUCUGGAGCCUUAAUGUUUUUUUUCUAAUUAUUGGUGACUUCUCAAAAGAACUGCUCAAACAGUGACACCGCUGGAGAAAUCAGGGAUAGUGUGAAGUCACACAGGACUCGAGACAUUUCUGAGGAGGAAUCGCAAAGGCCUCUGGGAAAGAAAUAAUGGAUGUGUCCUCCACAACCAGAACUCUCACCAUUUAAGUCAAAAAUUGUACUAUGACAUCCUUCACACCCCUCUGCUUUGCUUUUUUUUGUUUUUUGUUUUAGUCUUUUGUAUGUUUCAUCAGGAGAUUCUGCUUGUGUACACAACCCAGUCUGAGAGAAUUGUCGCAUCCACCAUUUUAAAUUGUUUUAUAAUCAGAAUUAUAUAAUAGUGUAACUACUACAUUGAAUGAAUUGUUGCUUUUGCUUUUUUUUUUUGUUUCACAAAAUGAGGGAAGGUUUCACGUAUUUGUCCAUUCACCAUCAUUCUGUCUUAAUUCUGUUUUUUGUUUUUUUUCCCUUGAAUUUGGUUUUUGCUAAGUCUAUCAUGUUGGUCGUAAUGCUAAGCUUUAACGUAGGAGCCUAUAUAUUCAUGGAGAAAGCCUAAAAAUGUAUAACCUAAAAAUUAAUGUAACUGAUUUACUAUCGAGUAAGAAAAAAAAAAGAAGAAUGAAAUGUGGUUUCUGUGUGUUUUUUGGUUGUUGUCGCAAAAAUAGUUUGCUCUAGACUGAAACCAUUGAUUACGAGACAGCAAAAGUACUUUCAGGUAUGUUAAUGGUAAAAAGAUUGGAUAUUAAAAAAAAUGAAAAAUCGUCACUAAUAGAUGUGUGUGCCCAUGCAUGGUAAGCUAUAAAAUAGGAAGAAAAAAAAGCUAUUGUCCAUCCUGCAGCUUGUCUGUGAGGUGAGAGUGGUGAUGUUUAGUCAAUGCCUCCCCCCCUCCUCCUGUUCUCGUGUCAUUUCAGAGCAUUCAAAGCCAGAAUGCAGUUUAUUUUUUAGCAAGCAUUUUUUUUUUUUUUUAGAUCAGCAGGUUCCUGCUCCUCUCGAUUAGUUUGAAACUGUCACUUCAGUAUUUUGUGGAUUGCAAGGUUACCAUGACGCAGAGAGGAGCGCUGCCAGUCGUCUCUGUCAUGUCGAGGGAUAUUUUUCUCAUUUUUGUGUAAGAGUUCAAAUCUGGUGUAGCUUCAUGGUUACCCUAAAUCAGACAUUCAGAUCCCAGUUCACAAUUUUCAGUUUGAGCUGAAACGGUUGAUGUUGAUAGUUGCACCUGUUCACAUAAUUUGGCCUGAACUCAUUCACACCAAGUCUUUUUUUUUUUUUUUUUUUUGUUUUGCUGGUGUUUUCAGAUUCUAUUAGACGGUGUAUUUGGUCUAUUUUUUAAAAUUCUGUCACAACUUUAGCCCGCUAUAACGUUGAGAUGGCAGAAGUGCUGCACUUUGCAGAGGUCACUUUGAGUGUGAGUAUGAGCCCUAUGUGUCACAACUGUAUUUCCAGAUGUGUGAAACUGCGUUGUAUUUUUUAUUUUUUUGCCUGGCCAGUGUAACCGCUUGUACUCUAGAGAACUGACCUCUAACAGGAUCCUUUCUUCGCCAUCUCUUCUCCCUUUUCUUUUUUUUUUAACCUCCUAAUCAAUGGCUAGGUUUAUCCAAGCAAUACGGUGAACGCCCCUUCACGCGUUUGCCUUCACCAACACCGCUCUCUCCAACCAGUGUAGAGUCAGGGGGAGGUGAGAAGCUUAAAGGAUGCCACCGAAGACUUGAGUCGCUGCCACAGCCGCCUUUGCCUCAGGAAGCAUGAACUGGUUGUGAUUAUAGUAACAGGGCUUACAUGCACGUUACAGAUAACUGUCAGACGAUGUUUGUUGCAAUAGAGGGGAUGUCAGGUUAGCCAUGAAAUUAUAUGUAUCGACACUACAAAAGGAUUAAUGACAUGAAAAUAUUAAAAUAAACAUUGAUUAUCUUCUAGACCACAGUUGUAGUGGGAAUAACUUGUUCAAAAGAUCUAUCUUGGUUUUUCUUUAUAGAAGAAAUCAAGCCUUAAUAAACUGUCCAUUCAGAAAUUACUUUGUCUUGAUCUCGUGAAUUCUGUUAGUAAGUGAACAACCCGUCUACAGUGACUUCUAAAAGAGAGGGAGCUCUGUAGGGCAUCCCCAGUGUUUAAAUGUCACUGAAAGGUUUUCUUAGCUGGAAAUGUUUUUCUUUUUCUCAUUGUGCCUCUACAGCUGACUCUACUGUAUCUGUAAGUACUGGCAGCAGAGCAGACCUUUGUUUCCACAGGCUCAACUGGUCGACAACAGAAUUUUAUGGAGUGUUGCUCCUUGGGAUAAACGUUUACGGUAUUUCAGAUUUAUUAAAUAGAUAGAAAAUGGCAUAUUUGGUAUUCUUUGGUUCUUAAGCUUUAUAUGACAUGUACACAUUCUGUUGUUGGACCCUUAAGAUGUAUCAUAGCAUUAGUAUUCAGCCCAGGUUUUCAAUAUAUUUGCUCCACAAGCUGUCAAAAGGUUUUCUUUCCUUGACAGGAGCUCUCCGUGGUGCUGAUUUCCUGAUUUAGAGGAGCUGCUGUUGGCCUGUUCCAGUCACACAAUGGAGUAGAGAACACCACAUGGGGUAAAGAAAAGAAGUGCAUUUAUAUUACAUGGUGACAGAGAUUUUCUUGCUUUUAACACAUAUGACUGUGGAACGUAAUAGCGUUUUAUUCCACGCUUUUUUCUACACUUCGAGGGAGAAAGAGCUCACCUUGUCUGGUGCAAAUCAUUAGCCCCAGUGUUUGAAUACUGAAAAGUAAAAGUGCUGUGUUCAUGGUGUAAAAGUUGGCAUGACUGCCAUGUACAGUUCCACAUGAAAUAAUCACAAGAACAAGCAGGGAAACUCAGUGCAGCUCAGCCUUUAUUUGUUGUCACAUCAUUACAAAGCAUGCAUCCAUACAUGGACAAAAAAAAUGCAAAUAAUGUCACAUUCAUACUCUUGACUUCUUUAUAGGAAGCUGAGCUCCAGAUCAUUUAUAUAUAAUAAAUGAUCUGGAGCUCAGCUUCCUAACAAAUCCCCUAAAAUUAGAUAUUUCUAUGUGACUCAAUGCUCAAAUCCUUGCUUAAAUGGAGACAUGUUAUAUUUAAGUUAUUCAUAUUUACACAUUGGUUGUUUACAAUAAUAUACCAUAUCACAUUUUAACCUAAAGUCUCUUGAAAUUUUCUAAAAUUGAAUCAAUAUUUUGCUAAAUUCUGCUCUUCAUGGUUAAUUUGUCUUUGCUUCAUUAACACUACAUUAAAUUCUAUUCAAAAAUAUGUGUUUGAAGAGUUUGUCAUUUAAACCUCCCAGCUGUUUUAAAGUACAAUAGGAGCCUCUGCAGCCCGUCUAAAGUGUAUUUACUUCUUUAUUAACUUUUGGUUUAUUUAAUUAAACUAGUAUUUAGCCCUGUGGCCUACACUAGGCGACGGCUUCAACCAUGCGUUGUCAGGAGGACGCCUGUAGGUGGCAUUGAGUCUCUUACAUUUCUAUAUGUUGACUCCAUCCUACUAAACACCGCAGCCGUCGUCAGCUUGAAUCCCUCUCAAGGCUUCUUGUUGGCCUGAGGUGUGUGAGCCACCCAGUGAAGGUGUGGUGGACUAGAAGCUGCUGGCCUACUUUUUUUUUUUUUUUUUUUUUU
Molecule: messenger RNA, 6629 nt
Organism: Larimichthys crocea (large yellow croaker)
Lineage: Eukaryota; Metazoa; Chordata; Actinopteri; Sciaenidae
Product: YTH domain-containing family protein 1
Exons: 6
Coding region: 509-2305 (598 amino acids)
Biological process (GO): mRNA destabilization
Cellular component (GO): cytoplasm
Molecular function (GO): mRNA binding; N6-methyladenosine-containing RNA reader activity
Source: RefSeq, a predicted model, not a curated record